Amorphotheca resinae ATCC 22711 is the source of this 1658-nucleotide messenger RNA. RefSeq lists its product as hypothetical. Bases 43 to 1398 code for a protein of 451 amino acids. The transcript has a single exon. NCBI's taxonomy places the organism in Eukaryota, Fungi, Ascomycota, Leotiomycetes, Helotiales, Amorphothecaceae. The record is from RefSeq and is a predicted model, not a curated record.
GCCGAAUUAAGCGCCGACUCUUCAUCGACAACGCAAGCCCUCAUGGGUCUAAUGCUCGAUGAUGAAGGCAUUGAGCGUUCCCUUGAGCACUCAACUCAGUAUCGCAGGGUCUACUCCAUUACAGAACUUAAGGAUCUCCGAAGCCUCGCUCUGACAAUUGAAAGAAGUCUCAUAUCUAACGCAGAGAUGUAUCCAAAGAUGGCUCAACGUUCACGUUCUUCCAGCUCGGGUCCUAAUAUGUUUGCAUCGUUCGUUUCCUCUUUAGGCGCAGAAGUUGCGGCUAUAUCGUCUCCAGCUCAUAAUACAAGUCAAGUGCCCAAUAUGCCGACCAUUGGCCCUUCUACUUCUGAGUAUGAGGCAUCAGCUGAAUAUGAGUAUAUUUCUCCCAGGGGCGCUCAUCAUCGUCAUCUAGUUGCGGAGUCCAAAUCAAGUGUUACGCCAAUAGAUCCAGCAACUGUGGAAAUUGCCGCCGGGAAGGACCAGAAUGACCCUGUGUUCGGGGUAUUGCCCUCCGACUUCGAACCUGAGAGUGAAAAAUCUCUUGAAUCCGAUCACAUUUAUAUCACUGGCAAGCAGGCCACAACUGUUGUGUCAAAUGAUACUAUCAAGACUAUCAAGCCAACUGAACCAUCUGGCCCUCAUGCCGCGGGAGUUACCGAAACUGAAAAGCCCUUCACUCAAUCCACAGGUCGACACCACCCAUCGGAGUCGUUAGAUUCUGAUCUUUUAACGAAGAUGAAAGGAUUGAAGCUUGAAAAUACGCCUGCCAAAUCAGUAUCGUCUUCGAACUCUGCUAUAGCCGCCACCCAGAGUCAACGCAUCGCACCUACUCAGCCCCUUUCGGAUAAGACAAACCCGUUAUUAACAAGUUUGGAAAUCAGCAAUCUUGAUCUCAAAGGGGCGCCCGGUUUGGCUGCAUCCAAGUGGGCCAAGGCCACCAUUGAUUCUCCGUCGCACUCGGGCUAUUUUCCAACGGGCACUCCUCGAAAUUCCACACCUGUUUACACGCCUGUUUACACCACAGUCCUGGUCGUAGACCCCAUUACUGGAGAGCAGAAAGAAGUUACGGGAAUACUAAAGAGUGGCCCGACCUCCCCAGCAACGGUUAUCACGCAUGCGCCAGCUACACCUUUACCUCUGAAUUCCCCCAGAUAUGAGUCCUUUGUCCUCUCUCCUCCUACCACGGGAAUUUCUUCCUUUCCAACUCGACCAUAUGUACAGGGGCGUUAUGCCCUCGAUGCCUCCUCCAGCAUUGGGGGGGUGUACAAUCCUAACGCUCCUGUAUUCAAACCAACUGCUCGCAGUCUUGGAGAAGUGCAUGGCCAUGGUGGAAGUCUCUCGAAUUCGAAAUCUAGACAAGCACUCUCGCCUACUCGCCGUGAGAAUGCACAGCUGUGAUGGAUUUGCACGGCUUUGCAGCGAUCUUGCGCUAUUUCAUGCAGGCGUUCUGGGACGCAAAAUGGAUAGGGCCUUCUUUUUUCGAUCUCACAGUUUAGAGAUACUGGGCGGUAGAGUAAGUAUCUGAUUGUUCUGCGAUCGUACUGUAUGUGCAUUUAUUGGGAAGGCUCACAAAAGUUCGCUAAAGCAAUCGAUUCUGUCAUGGCCAUGGCAAGGUUGUCUUCUGUAGUCUGAAUUAGACGUAGAUGAAUAAUCCAAUU